Aphidius gifuensis is the source of this 1727-nucleotide messenger RNA. Its product is annotated as arylalkylamine N-acetyltransferase 1-like. NCBI's taxonomy places the organism in Eukaryota, Metazoa, Arthropoda, Insecta, Hymenoptera, Braconidae. The coding region runs from base 1 to 924 and encodes 307 amino acids. The record is from RefSeq and is a predicted model, not a curated record. The transcript has 5 exons. Gene Ontology annotation, molecular function: N-acetyltransferase activity.
AUGAAAAAAGAGUUAGAACAAGGUUUAAGUCUAAUUGCUAUUGAAGAUAAUGAUAAAAUAGUAGCAGCAGCAAUAAAUUAUGAACUUAAUUCAUCAAUAGAACGAGCUGUCGAUGAAGAUUAUCAAAAAACUGGAAUUGCACGAAAAAUGGCCAAACGAUCUAUGCUUUUAGCAAAAAAACGUGGACAUAAAUUAAUCACAGCUGAUGUAACCAGCAAAUAUAUGGCAAAAAUUAUGGAAAAAUUAGGAUUUACAGCUAUUAAAAUUAAUUCGAAAUUUGAAAUUCGUAUUGCUGAUUUUUCUGAUAAUGAAAAUAUAUUAAAAUUUAUGAAAAGAACAUACUUGAAAACUGAGCCGUGUCUUGUAAGUUGUGGUUUGUCACUAAAAGAGCCAUCUCCUUUUAUGAUUGAUAUUAUGAAAAAACAAUUGGAACAAGGUUUAAGCCUAAUUGUUAUUGGAGAAAAUGAUGAAACAAUAGCAUCAUUAAUAAAUUAUGAAUUUAAUUCAUCAACAGAACUUGAGUAUUAUUCAAAUUUAUCAAAACUUGCUGAUGAUAAAAUUGUUAAAGAUUUGAUUGACUUUGAAGCUUACAUAGCUACAUUAUCAGAUGUUUGUCAAAAUUAUAAUGUUGACAAAUUUUUUACAAUAUCAAUAAUAGCUGUAGAUGAAGCUUAUCAACAAAUUGGAAUUGCACGAAAAAUGAUUGAGCGUUCUAUAAUUUUAGCAAAACAACGUGGAUAUAAAAUUAUUAGAGCUGAUAUUAGCAGCAAAUAUACUGCAAAAAUUCUGGAAAAAUUUGGAUUUACAGCUGUUGUAUCAUUUCCAUUGAAAAAUUAUUUAAAUGAUCAAGGUGAAUUAUUAUUUAAAAAUAUUAUACCACCACAUGACACCUUUCAAAUAUUUAUUUAUCGUAUAGAUAAUUAAUUACAUGACUAAUUGACAAUUAGCAAUAUUUUAAAUUUAAAUAUUAUUAAGUAAAUUUAAAGCUAUUAUUUAUCAGUUUACUUGCUUAAAUUGAAUUCAUAAUUGUUUUAAGUUCAUUCAAUGUUAUUGUUUUAUUUUUAUUUGUUUAUUUAAUGAAUAAAAUAGUAAUUAUUAAGUAAUAGAAUAGUUUCAUGAAACUUAUAUGAGGUAUCUAAUUAAAUAAUCACAUGAUGAUGUUUAAAAUUCGAUUGACUUGGGUUUAAAAUUUAUUGAGCGAUUUUUUUUUUAAAUAUUUUAUUAAUCAACCAGCUUUGACUAUAGUUUAUUCAUACAGAUAAUAAAAAUUUUAAGAUCAUCGCUGAUAAUAUUUUAAAAUUAAAACAAUAAAAAUAUUAAUAAUUGUUAUUGUUGUUUUUGUUGUUUACUUCAUUUACAAUAAUUUUACUUUUAUUUUAUUUUUUAUAAAUUAUUUUUAAUUUAUAAUAUUUGUAUAGCUAUGUUUGAGCACAAUAUAUUUAUAUUUAUAUUUUAAUUUUAUAAAAGUAAUGUGACAAACAAUUAUUGAAUUCAGUUUGUUUCUUAAAACUAAUCAUUAGAAAAUUAUUAUUUAUGAAAGGAGGAAAAGACGCACGUUUUAUAGAUAUGACUGUCGAGUGAUUAAAAUUUAUCGAAAUGAUAGUGAUAUAUAUUUUUCAAACGACGACUAUUAAAAUAUGUAAACAGUGUAUUUUAUUUUCAUUGUUGAAUUUUUGAAUUUUUUUUUCAUUAUCUGAAUAAAUUAAAGAAUAAAUAUUCAAUAAAAA